Messenger RNA from Mercenaria mercenaria, 1929 nucleotides. RefSeq names its product heat shock 70 kDa protein 12A-like. Bases 45 to 1787 code for a protein of 580 amino acids. The record is from RefSeq and is a predicted model, not a curated record. The transcript is spliced from 6 exons. Gene Ontology annotation, molecular function: ATP binding; ATP-dependent protein folding chaperone. NCBI's taxonomy places the organism in Eukaryota, Metazoa, Mollusca, Bivalvia, Venerida, Veneridae.
UUCAGUUUGAUACAGCGUGAAAAGUUAUAUUUUACAAACAAUAAAUGGAUUCGUUGGUUGUUGUAGCCAUUGAUUUCGGCACAACAUACUCGGGAUGGGCGUUUUCAUUCCGACACGACUAUGAGAGAGAUCCUACAAAAGUUUCUGCGAAGAACUGGGAAGGAGGAACGCUUGUCUCUCAGAAAGGUCCGACAUGCAUUUUGAUUAAGCCCGAUGGAAAAACUGCAGACUCGUUUGGCUAUGAUGCAGAAAGUAAAUAUGCUGAAAAAGCCGAGGAAAAUGAACAAGACCAAUGGUUCUUCUUUAAAAGAUUUAAAAUGCUGCUUUUUAAGGACCAGGGGAUGACAAGAAGUGCUACACUUGAAGAUGAAAGUGGAAAGAAACUUCCAGCCAUGACAGUAUUUUCACUAUCUAUUGAUUACCUCAAAAAGGAUGUUUUAGACACAUUGAGCAAACAAGUUGACACAAGUCUCGAGGUUCAUGAUAUACAUUGGGUACUUACUGUCCCAGCAAUAUGGAAUGACGCGGCAAAACAGUUCAUGAGGGAAGCAGCACAGAAGGCUGGAAUACUAGGGAAGAGCCUUACCAUUUGUCUUGAGCCAGAAGCCGCUUCUAUUUAUUGUCGCCAUCUUCAGGUGUCGAAAUCGCCGGCUGCAGGAGAAAAGUCAUCGUUAGCACAGUUUUCGUCUGGUACAAAGUAUCUGGUGCUUGACGCUGGAGGUGGAACUGUUGACAUCACUGUACAUGAAGUCACUACAAGUGGUGAGUUAAAGGAACUACACAAGGCAAGUGGAGGGGCGUGGGGUGGAAUUCAAGUAGACAAAGCUUAUGAAGCGUUCAUUUCCAGUAUCAUAGGUAGACAUGUAAUACUGCAAUUCAAGAAGCGGCAUAUGGAUGACUACAUUGAAAUAUUCCGGGAGUUUGAAAUAAAAAAGCGUAAAAUUUCCCCAUCUAAACAAGAUAAAAUUACGUUCCGAAUUCCCGCCAGCCUUUCUGCUCUUUGCUGCGAAAUGACUGGAAAAGACUUGAAAACCUCGAUUUUACAGUCACGUUUCAGUGGAAAAAUUAGAGUAUCGACCGAUAAAUUUAGGGUAGAUGCAGAUGUUGUCUGGGAAUUCUUUCAUCCAGCUCUGAAGAGCAUUAUCGAUCAUGUUGUCUCUUUACUGAAAGAGCCUUCAGUCCUCGGAUGCGUUGCUAUUCUAAUGGUCGGAGGGUUCUCCGCAUCACCAAUGCUACAAGAGAGAGUGCGAACGGAAUUUUCAAAACUCAGAGUAAUUGUUCCAGAUGACGCUGGCUUAGCGGUCCUAAAAGGAGCUGUCAUCUUCGGCCACGAACCCACUGCAAUUAAUGAACGGAUCAUUAAGUACACAUAUGGAACCGGCUGCACCCACAAGUACGACAAAUGUUGCCAACAUCCAACCGGAAGAGUUGAACGUAAUACACAUGGACAACUAGUGUGUUAUGAUAUUUUUGAUAUACAUGCUUCUGCGGGUCAGUCUGUGAAACUCCAUGAAGAACAGCCAGAAGAGAUUUAUUCACCGUCUGAAGACAACCAAGAUGCUGUUGGGUUCGGGAUAUAUUCAUCACCAUCAACACAUCCUUACUUCACUUUUGAAAACGACUGCAAACAAAUUGGCUACUUCUCUAUUCCUAUUGCAGAUAAAUCUUUAGGACGGAACCGGAGUUUUGGUUGUACUUUCAUUUUUGGUGGAACUGAAAUAUGCGUUAAGGUCGUUGACAAAGAAAACGGUGAAGUAACUUAUGAAGCAAUUAAUUUUCUUGGAUGAUAGAUACUGUCGUACCUUGCCGUUUAAAAGCGAAAAAGACAAUUGCUUUAUCUUGAAAUGUUAUAUGUUGAAUACUGAUAUUAAGAAACAGUAACUGUCGAUCUUGUGCAUUUACAGUAGUAUGACCUAUUUGGUUUUUUAU